AUGGCGAGGACAAAGCAAGGUGAACUUGCCAAGCGGAAUGUGGUGGACCGCCCCAACAGGACAAUUGUCAAGUGUUUUCAACGUUGGGGUGACGAAGAGAUUCGCUUUCAGCAGCAGCCAGGGUCUGAUGGUCUCCAAGUCUUGCUCAACCAAUGUGCCCUGGUGGUGGCCCGGGUCAGACAGCCAGAUGUGUUGCACGUCGUCGUCGGCUGUGGCCACGAUGGCAAAACUCUGAUUUUUGUCGACCACAUGCGGGCUGUGUUCGGCAGCGGCUUCCGUUGCGCGCCAUGCGCAAUGCUCCAAGCAGACCGAGAGUUCCAGGUGCAAGGGGUCAGUUUCAUCCACGCAGCAUUCCUCACUUUUGAUGAAUGCAAGCGAGACCAAGGGCUCGUGGAAGACAUUGUCAAGGUCUUUGUUGGUGGUGGCUGGCUCCCUUUGCGGAGAAACCACGAAGCAGAGACAAGAUACGGGCGUUGGCCCAACACUGGCAAAGUCUGGGCUAUGAAUGUCGGGGAUAUCCCCAAGGUGCCAACGGCGGAAGAGGUUUCUCAUCGAAGGAGGUUCCGUUGCACCUACAUGCGGUCCAAGUUCACCGCGAACCACGAUGAGGUGGACGUCGCCAACAGAGUCUUCCAAACAGACCCCACUGCUAAGGAAUUCAUGGCCUCUGGGGAUGCAGUAUGGUGCUUCUUCCAGGACUUUUUGUUCCCUCAUCUUCGGGUGACUGGGGUUCAGAAAUGCAGCGACAAUUUGGAGCACCUCCGGCCAGGAACAUGCUUGCAGAAGGACACGCAGUGGCUCCUCCGCAAAAUGAGUCGCUCUGAUGACAGCCUGCAUCCAGACCAAGACCUGCCUUGCGGGCCGGGGGCUCCGCAGCCAGCGUCCAGCGCCGCUGCAUCUGCAUCCGAGCGCUUGGUCCGAGACACCCACGCAGCCAUCCAAAGCCAGUUCUUCACGGCAGCCAGAACCUCAGGGACUUGUGCUCCGGACAUCUUCCUGUUGGCUGACGUCAACAGAAUCGCUUUGGCUUCCAAUCCUGGCGCAGCUCCCCCAAACCGGGCUGGCAAGAAGCUGAGAGUGGAGUGCCUUGACCCCAACAAGUGGCACCGCUGCCUAGAAACAUCUGUGGGAGAGACGCGUGUCCAAGAAGUCGCCGGUACUUGGGCAGACUGGGCUUGGCCUUCAGCCGCGGAGACUUCCAAUGCGGAUGACUUUGAUGAACCAAUCGGCUUCCCCCAGGGAGACUCUUGGACCAUCUCUUGCAGAGUCAAUGUGGACGGCCUGCAAAAUUUUGGGACCGCUGCGCCCGGAGUCAAAGGACAACAUGCCACGCAAGUGGCCGAACAGUGUGCAAGAGAUGGCCGCGACGAGGGCGCUGGCAUCAUGGUUGUUCCAUGCACCGGUCAUCAAAAAAAGGUUGCCGGAGAAUCUCUUGGGAGAGCCUUCUUCCCAUGGGUGAGUUUCCCAAGUCUGUCUCGGGCCGCAAGGAAUUGCGGUAGCCCUCCGGGAACAAAGGAGUUCGACAUGCCAAAUGCCGUGGUGCACUUUGCUUUGGACUUUGCCCGUCAGUAUGGGCUGGACUUGCCAUGCUUUCGCCGCUACUACGCUUUCAAAGCGGAGUGGCGCAAAGUGGUCAUGAGCUGGUUCUCUUUGCCCGAACACGAUGCCAAGAAAGCCCUUUUGAUGGCCUGCUUCGGCUUUGCUUUUCCAUCGCGGGCAACGGGGCUCCCCGUCGCCUGCCCAUUGCUAGAAGGUUUAGCAGCAGACGCCAUGAAACUGAGAGAGCUGCUAUGUCAGAAAUUUCCCCAGGUCCUACAAGCUAUGAAAGAAGCAAAAAAGCCUCGUCCAGAAACAUCUACAAUGGCCUUCUUGUUGUUCGACAAGGAACGCGCAGCUAUGCGACAGUUCUGCGACCUGUUGCCUAAACAUGGUUUUGCUUUGGUUGGGCCGGUCUUUGACGCAGUGCUCGCUGUGCCAGAAAGGCAGCUCAGCGAUGGGGACGACCACACUUCCCGUGAGUUGGCCUUGCUGGCUGAUUUUGAAAGCCUGACAGGCAUCACCAUGCAAGUCAAAGCCUUGGACACUGCCCCGCCUGUUCUCACAGUCCAACGGAUUCUGGAUGACAUUCUGGCCUCGAAUCAGGGCAUUCGAAUGCACAGCGUCGAGCACGUACCUGGAUGCUACUCCUGCAUCGGAACAGCUCUCCUCAAUUUGUUUCCCGAAGAAGAAUUUUCCAUCAAAGAAGCAACUUCAAACUUGACAGAGCCCAUAUCUUACCAACGUGCCAUGCAGCUGUGCCCUCAGAUAGCGAUUGAACCCAUCUCUUGGGCCCAAGCAAAGCAAUGCACUGAUGGAACAUGCUUCUUGCUGCACACCUCCCAUGCUUCGGGCGCAGACAUUGGCCAUGCAUAUGGGCUGAAACUUGUUCAAGCGGCCAUGCACAUCUACAGCUCGACUGAAGAGGAGCGCAUUCAGACCAACGCGAGCCUUUUGUUGGACAAGUUGCAGAAUGUCCCGGGGAUAUACAUUUUCAACGUCCAUGUGCUACCCAACGGAGAUCCUGCGGCCAAGCGGCGAAAAAAGGAAUACGGAACCUCCAUCGAGUUGCAGUUGAAAGCUGGAAUGGAAUGCGAUAGCGAGGAAACCAGCUGGGAACGCCUGAGGAUGCAACUGCAAGACAGCAUGCGCAAGGAAGUCGACCGGGAAAUCACACGUCCAGGACUCAGCUGCACAGUUGAACAGACACUGCUUCGCCACCUAUGA
Molecule: messenger RNA, 2763 nt
Organism: Durusdinium trenchii
Lineage: Eukaryota; Dinophyceae; Suessiales; Symbiodiniaceae
Source: the annotation of a GenBank genome assembly